Synchytrium microbalum is the source of this 1089-nucleotide messenger RNA. RefSeq lists its product as uncharacterized. NCBI's taxonomy places the organism in Eukaryota, Fungi, Chytridiomycota, Chytridiomycetes, Synchytriales, Synchytriaceae. Bases 1 to 1089 code for a protein of 362 amino acids. Gene Ontology annotation, cellular component: cytoplasm. The transcript is spliced from 9 exons. The record is from RefSeq and is a predicted model, not a curated record. Gene Ontology annotation, molecular function: 2-oxoglutarate-dependent dioxygenase activity.
AUGUCAACCCAAUCAAACAUCCCCCACAACCAGGAGCAUGUAGUUUCUGUCACUCGAAAGCCAGGUCACUUGGCAGGGACCCGAGCUGAUCCGGCAAAGAAGUCUCUAUAUGCUGCUGCAGGUGUAAAACUUGUAAACUUGACACCAGAUAUUGGUACCGAAAUCGUUGGCUUACAAUUGAAGGAUUUGAACGAUCAACAGGCUGAGGACUUGGCGCUUUUAAUUGCAGAGCGUGGGGUGGUCUUCUUCAGAAGCCAAGACUUGUCUGUUGAAGAGCAACGUCGUCUUGGACUACGAUGGGGCAAAUUACAUGAUCGAGUUCCCGGUGUUGGACCAUCAGCUGCCAACGAUGUUCAAGUCAUUCAUGUCGACCAGAAUUCAGUCCGUGCACCUGACUCUUGGCAUCAGGACCACUCGGCCGACGAAGAGCCUGCGACUAUUACUUUCUUGGUUAUCCGAGACUUACCAGAGGAUGAAGUCGGGGGUGACACUCAAUGGGCUUCGCUUUAUGCUGCGUAUGAUAAACUUUCUCCUGAAUUCCGAAAGAAACUGGAAGGAUUGUCAACGUUGCAAGAGGGGUCCUACUACCCACAGGAUGACAGCUAUGAACCGGCUCGUGGAGAGCAUCCAUUGAUUAGAACUCACCCAGUCACUGGUUGGAGGAUUCUUUACACCAAUCGAGCUUGGAACAAGCAAAUCAAAGGUUUCUCUAAGGAGGAGUCAGAUAAUUUGUUGAACUUCCUUAACGAACACGUUGCAAAAGGAAUUGAAUUCCAGGUUCGUUGGAAAUGGAGCAAGAACUCUGUUGCUCUAUGGGACAAUCGAGCCACUCAACAUCGAGCAACUUGGGACUAUUAUCCAUCUAGUCGAACUGGGACUAGAGUUGUUGUAAUGGGCGACCGUUCGUACUUCGAUCCAAACUCCAAGUCACGAGCUGAGGCCCUAAACCUUCCAAUCAAUCCUUCUUGGCGUUUGGGCAUCGCCAAGAGUGUUGAAGACAUUAAGGGCAUCAAUAAACUGGGCGUCAAAUUUAACAACCAGUUGAAGGGUAAAUGGCAGAUUCCUAUUAAAGAGGACUCUAAAUUGUAA